UGGGAGUUAUCGCUUAUUAGCGAUGAACCCCCCACCUUCGAACAACUGACAACGUUUCUGGAGAUUAGGUGCCGCUCAUUGGCAAUGAUUACCGCGCCUGUUCCGCAGGCAGCAACUAUUAAGCCGACGACGCAUAAAUAUGCUGCGAAAUCAACCAAAGUAUUUCACGCAAUUCCAGAACAAAACCCCGCGCGCUGCAUGUACUGCAAUGCAGCUCAUAAGAUCUACUCUUGCGACAAAUUUCGUAGUUUAGAUUUUACUGCAAAAUCUAAAUUUAUCAAAGAAUCCAAAGCUUGCUUGAAUUGUUUAAGUCCAGGGCAUUACAAAGAACGCUGUAAUAGCUCAUCCGCUUGCCGAAUAUGUCAUCAACGACACCAUACGCUGCUUCACAGUAAUACACGUUCACCCGCCGCCACAUCGGCUCAUGUCGUCGAUGCCAUCGCUGCCGCCACGAAUCCCGCAUCUGUAAGCAACCAUGCAACUGGUUCAUCUGCCACCGCUUUAGCAGUGAAUAGCGCUGCUUCACACGUUUCGUCCUGCUUGAGUGCUGGUUCCAUUCCGCUACCUGCAACGCAAAAAUCAGUUAUAUUAUCUACCGCAUUAGCAAAGAUUCGAGACUGCGCUGGUCAUUGGCAGACCGCACGUUUAUUGUUCGACACCGGGUCGCACGCCUCUUUUGUAACGGAGACAUGUGUACAGCGUUUGGGAUUAACACGUUCAUCGUCUUCUGUAUUUGUCACAGGAAUUUGUUCAUCGCAAGGCGGUCGCUGUAGAGGCGAAACGCUGCUCACGCUUUCGUCUAAUUGUUCGGAUAAAUGCUAUGAUAUUACCGCGCUGAUUCUUCCGAAAAUCACCAACGAUUUGCCGACGCAGACCUUGAGUGUUUCUAGUUGGCCACAUAUCCAAGGCUUAUUCCUAGCUGAUCCACAUUUCGCGAAGCCUGGCCGCAUAGACGUACUCGUAGGCAUGGAUGUAAUGGAUCAACUAAUCUGUGUGGAGCUUCGAAAAGGUCCGUCUGGCACGCCUAUGGCCCAGAAAACAGUUUUCGGCUGGACUUUAUUUGGAAACGUUGACAAUCUUGGUUCGCCAACGCCUAGUUUGCAAUCGCUGCAUUGCGAUGUGCAAUUAGAUCGAGCGCUCGCUAGGUUAUGGGAGCUCGAAGACUCGCCGCAGAAACAGCAUCUCACGCAUGAGGAAAACUUCUGCGAGAAUCACUUCAAUUCUACACAUCAAAGAAUGCCGGAUGGUCGCUUUGUGGUUGAACUACCGCUUAAACCUAACACUGUAUUGGGUGAGUCACGAAACUUCGCAAUACGUAACCUGCUAUGCAUAGAACGAAGGCUCGCUAGCAACAGCGAUUUGCGUUUGCGCUACGAUGAGUUCAUGAGAGAGCUCAUUGACAUGGGUCACAUGGAGGAGGUGUUUGAAACGACGAGUGAGGUGUAUUAUAUGCCACACCACCCAGUCAUUAAAGAAUCUAGCGUUACGACCAAGCUGAGGGUAGUCUUCAACGCGUCCGCCAAAACCACCACGGGUAACUCGCUUAGUGACGCAUUGUUUGUUGGACCUCAGCUACAGCAAGAUUUAUAUUCUAUAUUGCUGCGCUUCAGAACGCAUCGCUACGCGGUAACCGCGGAUGUAGCUAAAAUGUAUCGGCAGGUCUGCGUUUCGUCGAAACACGUCGAUCUGCAACGAAUCGUUUGGCGUCCAGAUCCAUCUUCACCCAUUAGAGAUUACCGCAUGUUACGCGUAACGUACGGGGUGGCCGCCGCGUCUCACUUAGCUGUAAAAGCGUUGCAACAAACUGCUAAGUGCACAACUAAUGGGUGUAAGAAAGCGGUUGACGCGAUCCUCAAUGAUUUUUACAUGGAUGACCUGCUAACUGGAGCCUCUUGCAAGUCACAACUCCGGUUGCUUCAACAAAACGUAUCCGAAAUUCUUCAAGAAGGCGGCUUCGAACUAAGGAAGUGGGCAUAUAACUGCGCUGAGCUGAAAGAAAUCAUCUCCAAGUCAUCUCAAACUAUAUCCCCUUACAUAGUCGACGGUAAGGACGUUCAUGCGUUAGGCCUCAUUUGGAACAUAGAGGGCGACUACUUUACAUUCGCAGUCGACCUAAAGGAGCCACCCGCUAUUUUGACUAAGAGAGCCUUUUUGUCAGAUGCCAGUAUUCUCUUUGAUCCGCUGGGCUUACUUGCUCCUGUGACAAUAUGCUCGAAAAUGUGGUUCCAAGACAUUUGGCGCGCUGAGGUUGGAUGGGAUGACUUGAUACCAGACACAAUAGCAAAUCUAUGGGUUGAUCAUCGCGUGCAGCUGCAGAAAUUAGUAAACUUGAAG
Rhagoletis pomonella (apple maggot) is the source of this 2334-nucleotide messenger RNA. RefSeq lists its product as uncharacterized. Lineage: Eukaryota; Metazoa; Arthropoda; Insecta; Diptera; Tephritidae. The annotation marks the transcript as partial. The record is from RefSeq and is a predicted model, not a curated record. The transcript has a single exon.